This is a messenger RNA of Plutella xylostella (diamondback moth), 3354 nucleotides long. Lineage: Eukaryota; Metazoa; Arthropoda; Insecta; Lepidoptera; Plutellidae. The record is from RefSeq and is a predicted model, not a curated record.
UCAGUGCCCUAACUGCAGUCUUAUUUAUACAGCACUUUGAGCUUUAUUCACACUAAAAUUACUUACUUAGUAAGCUUUUCAACUAUUCUAAUACGUUUUUCAUCUAUUUCUUCCCACCCAUUUUUGCCACCACCCAUCUACCUAAAUUACUAACAGACAAGCCCAAAAGUGUUGUGUGGCCCCCUACGAACCCCCUUGAAGGCGAAGUUUCGAAGAUGCCAGACGCGACAGAUAUGACGGCCAUGCCUAGCCCCGGAAACACAGAAUCUAUCAUCCAAUCACUUUGCUCGCAACAAAAGAUGGCCGAGACGGCAGUGACUUCUAGCCAACAAAUGAUAUCAAGCCAACAAGUAUCCUGCUCCGAACAGAUAUCAUCCGAGCAACAGAUGCAGAUUAUGUCUUCUAGCCAGCAAGUGACGUCUGGUCAGCAGAUGAUGUCUAGACAGCAGGUGUCAAGUAGCCAACAGAUGUCGUCUAGCCAGCAGAUGAGUGAGAUGCACAUGACGAGUUCUUCCUACGGCAUGGUCUCGGCCGCGACCACCACGGCGCAGACGCAGGCGCUGGUGCAGACCGUGGCACGGCGGGACGCCGGCACCGUGCAGGCCUACUCCGAACACAAGUCGGAGAAACAAGCCUCCACCAUGUACCAGUCACAGACGAGCCAACCGAUACAAAACACCUACGAAUCACGACCCGCCGAAAGCGAACAGUCCAUUAAAACUGAAAAAGCCUUCGUAGAAGAACAAUCAUAUGUCACCAAAUCUGAACAAAUCGUGUGCUCCAGCUCUAAUGGACAAACUAGGGUAGAAAAAAGCGCAGAUAAUGAGAAAAUUGAAACUACCGCUAAACAAGCAUUACAAGAAAAACCACCUGAGCCAAAGGAAAAUAUAAGCGCUGAAAUAAAAACAAAAGAAACAACCGCAAAUGAAUAUAAAAUAUCAGAAUCUCGAAAAGAGAGCUUUUCAGCUACUACUACCAAAGAGUCCGCUGUAUUUGAGACUAAAUCUCAAUUAAACGAAAGCGAUGUGGCUGCCGCUAUGAAACCCUCUAGCGAAAUACCGAACACUAUCCCUCGGGGCUUUGUGGCCAAUAUGAUUGAUGGCCUCACUACUGCUUCUGAUAGGCCGUUUUCACCAUUGCCAGCUCCGGUUGCCCCAUCGUUAGAUUCGUCUUUCAAUGAGCCCGCACCCGUCGCCCCUCCCUCCCAGCCAGCUGAACCAGUAGAAGUUACUCCUCCAACAAUCCAACCCCCACAACUGCCCCCGGCGCCCUCGCCAAUGUUCGCCCCCCAACCCAAGCGAGGUGUCUCCCCGAUACCACCUUUAAAAGCAUAUAACCCACCUGAAAAGAAAGACGAACCGAUCCCUAUGCCACCCGAAACACAGCCGUAUAUCCCCCCUGAUUUUAAAAUAAUAAUAGAACCAAAGGUGUCGAAGGCGGAGCGUGACGCGGCGUCGUCUCCGAUGGUGGACGCGCUGACCACGGCGCCCGAGCGGCCCUUCACCCCCGUGCGCACCGCCAUGUUGUUAGAAAGGGGCUCGCUCAAAGACGCCCUCACCACAGCUCCAGAAAGAUCAUACAGCCCACUACCCUUCAACGUGACUAGCCAGACUAGCCAAGUUUCCACAUCGAUGCAGUCGUCUACGGUGCAAUCCACGUCCUCGCAAAUCAUAAGGCCCAUUGCAACUCAAACUACGACCCAAACGAUCGAACAAGUUCAUUCUGAAUUUUCCACAAUGCAGAAUACUUGUAAAUUGCAAUCAUCUUCUGAUAUGUCGGCGUUCCGGCCCGUGGCUGGCCGCCAGGUGUUCCCUCCUCCGCAGCCAGAGGACUUCUGCAAACUAGCCAACUUCCCUCCGAUCAGCAAUGAGUUAAAAACUAGUUUCGAAAAAGCUACCAAAGCCAAUCAACAAUCAGUUGUAUCAGGCCCACAAGUUUUCAAAGGUAUGACGGAAACCAAAUCCAACUUCGAAAAAUCAUCUCAAAUGAGAAAAGAUAAGACUCUUGCCGAAUCAAAAUCUUCUCAAAUGAGACAGGAAACAACCAUGGCCGAAUCUAAUUCUUUCCAAAGUUCUUCAGUUUCUACAACCAGUAUGAAUACUCAAGUAUUUUCUUCUGUUAAAACGGCUCAAAGUUUCUUUGAGCAGCUCGAUAAGAAAGAAGAGAUGUCAUCUGUUGCUGUGAGGUCAAAAGCCGGCUUACACAAGCCCGAUAGUAUUCCGACCUAUCAGAAAAACUUUGAUCAGCUGUUAUCGCAGAGAGGCAUAACUCCGGAGGUGUGCAACGCGCCGGCCAUCCUGCAGCGGCCGGUGACGCCCACCACCGACCCGCCCGCGCGCCCCCGCGACCGCUCCCAGGAGCCCCGCGCCGCCGCGCCGCAACCACCACCCCCGGCACCCAAGCCAGCUAAACAACCUUUCGAACAGCCCCCUGUAUACUUCCAUAAAGAUUCCACCCCAAUUUCUAUGACGUUCCAACCAGUUAAUGACGAAUCUCUUCUACGAAUCUCUCCAUCGCGUAGCCGUCCAAACACACCCAGCAUGAUAAACAAACCGGCCCCUAUCAUUCCGCACUACCAGAUGAAUUUGAUCGGAGUUGAGCACCUCGCUCCUGACACCAACAUGUGCUACACGCCGUCCAGCCCCGAGGGCGCUCGCCCACGCCCAAGCCCAGGUCCAAGUCGCCGGCGCAAGGACCACCACCAAAUCCCCUAAAGGCUCAGGCACCGAGAAUCAAAGAAAGCACUCCCCAAAGAAACACAACCCAGUCUUUACUUACGAAGGCAACUCACAACCUUCGAAAAGAACACGAAAUGGCACAAAAGGGUUUCCAGAGCAACAUAGAGGUUUUCAAUGCAUCAGGCGCAAAGAAUUGGGGACAAACUCAGCCUUCAAUUGUUCAAGAACAAAGAAUGUCCAAUGUUGGCUACUCGUCUGAAAAUUACGAAAAGGGUGACUUAAAAAUAAAGGAGGACUCAAUGCUAAAUCAGAAUUACGGGCAAAGGCAAAUGCAAUCACAUGACGUGACCGAAUAUGGCAACACAACAGUUCAGUCCACCAGAAAGACCUUCGAGGAAUUCGAAACUAGACAGUCCGCUCAAGUCAUCGAAAUUCGCAAAGGGGGUUCAUCCACUGCAUCCAAUCAGCAAAUCGACUGUAACAUUCGCCCCUCCACUAUUAACCCGAAGCAAGUGUUUCCGCCACCUGUCAUGAGUGCUCCGGCUUCCCAACAGAGUUCAUCUGUUAGUUCUAACCAGAAUGUAACCUCUAGUCGUGAGACUGUUCAACCACAUCCUAUGACUUCUGGUGCUAACCAAGGUCCAGUGUGUGAUCCUACCCCGUCGACAGGUCCCAG